Candoia aspera is the source of this 2228-nucleotide messenger RNA. RefSeq names its product LEO1 homolog, Paf1/RNA polymerase II complex component (gene LEO1). The coding region runs from base 67 to 2064 and encodes 665 amino acids. Gene Ontology annotation, molecular function: RNA polymerase II C-terminal domain phosphoserine binding. Gene Ontology annotation, biological process: positive regulation of transcription elongation by RNA polymerase II; transcription elongation by RNA polymerase II. Lineage: Eukaryota; Metazoa; Chordata; Lepidosauria; Squamata; Candoiidae. The transcript has 12 exons. The record is from RefSeq and is a predicted model, not a curated record. Gene Ontology annotation, cellular component: Cdc73/Paf1 complex; nucleus.
GCCGCUUCCGGGGUCGCCCAGCGCCGGGUCUGCGGUUCUGGCCUGAGGCGUCGGGCUUCCUUUAGCAUGGCGGACAUGGAGGAGCUCUUCGGGAGCGACGCGGACACGGAACCGGAGCAAAAAGACUCUGAUUCUGGAUCUGACUCAGAUUCUGACCGGGAGAACACUGGCUCUGUUAGCAACAUUUCCGGAAGCGAGAGCGACAGAGAGGAUGACCGGGAUGCUUUGAAACCCAGUAACAAAGAGUUGUUUGGUGAAGACAGUGAGGACGAUGGUGCUUCUCACCACAGCGGCAGUGACAAUCAGUCUGAGCGAUCCUACAAUCAUUCUGAAGGCUCAGGACACUCUGAACGGGAGGACAAUGACCAGUCGGAUCUCGAACAGCACAGUGGUUCAGAAGCUGCGCAUGAUGAGGAAGAUGAUGAGGACCACAGGUCAGAUGAAGGUAGCCAUCACUCCGAGGCUGAAGGAUCUGAGAAAGCCCACUCCGAGGAUGAAAAAUGGGGUGGGGAGGACAAGAGCGAUCAGUCAGACGAUGAGGAGAAGCUCCAGAAUUCUGACGACGAAGAGCAGGCUCAGCAUUCAGAUGACGAAGAGAAAAACUCCGAUGAUGAAGAGAGGCCCCAGAUCUCUGACAACAAAGAGAGGCUGCACCAGUCGGACGAUGAAGACGAGAGGCCCCCGGUUUCUGAUGAAGAGAAGCUUCAGAAUUCCGAUGAGGAUGAAAGGCCACGAAAUUCCGAUGAGGAAAACAUGCAGAACUCGGAGGAUGAAGAGGAACGGCUGCCACGUUCGGAGGAGGAGAAGCUGCAGAAUUCAGACGAUGAGAGGCCCCAGCAUUCAGAGGAUGAAGAGGAACGUGAACACAAAUCAGAAUCAGCAAGAGGCAGUGACAGCGAUGAUGAUAUUCCCCAUACAAAGGGCAAGAAGCAAAUUGCAUCCGAUUCCGAAAUGGAGAGCGAUACGGAAGGGCAGAAAAAUAACAGAGACGCAAUGGAUCUGUUUGGAGGAGCAGAUGAUAUAUCUUCAGGGAGCGAUGGGGAGGACAAGCCACCAACCCCAGGGCAGCCUAUUGAUGAGAACGGUUUGAAUGAAGAUCAGCAAGAAGAAGAGCCUAUUCCAGAAACACGAAUAGAAGUAGAAAUUCCAAAAGUCAACACGGACUUAGGAAAUGACUUGUAUUUUGUAAAGCUCCCCAAUUUCCUCAGUGUGGAACCCAGGCCUUUUGAUCCUCAGUAUUACGAGGAUGAAUUUGAAGACGAGGAGAUGCUUGAUGAAGAAGGUAGAACGAGGUUAAAACUGAAGGUAGAGAACACCAUACGUUGGCGAACUCGCCGAGAUGAUGAAGGUACCGAGAUUCGAGAAAGUAACGCACGGAUAGUCAAGUGGUCUGACGGGAGCAUGUCCCUGCACUUGGGGAACGAAGUUUUUGAUGUGUAUAAGGCACCCCUGCAGGGAGACCACAACCAUCUAUUCAUCAGACAAGGAACAGGACUGCAGGGACAGGCCGUCUUCAAGACGAAAUUGACCUUCCGGCCACACUCAACAGACAGUGCCACACACAGAAAGAUGACUCUUUCACUGGCAGACCGAUGUUCAAAGACACAGAAAAUUCGUAUUCUGCCAAUGGCUGGUCGUGAUCCAGAGUCCCAGCGCACAGAAAUGAUUAAGAAAGAGGAGGAGAGGCUGCGGGCUUCUAUCCGUAGGGAGUCCCAGCAGAGGAGGAUGCGCGAGAAGCAACACCAGCGGGGACUCAGCGCCAGUUACUUAGAGCCUGACCGCUACGAUGAGGAAGAAGAAGGGGAAGAGGCCAUCAGCCUGGCAGCCAUCAAGAACAGAUACAAAGGCGGGAUACGAGAGGAGCGGGCUCGGAUUUAUUCUUCAGACAGUGACGACGGAUCUGAUGAGGAGAAAGCACAGAGGUUACUCAAGGCAAAGAAACUCAAUAGUGAUGAGGAGGGUGAGCCUUCAGGUAAAAGAAAAGCUGAAGACGACGAAAAGGCCAGCAAGAAACAGAAGAAGUAUGUGAUCAGUGAUGAGGAAGACGAGGAUGAGGAUGCAUAAUGGGCAUGAACUCUGAACUUUGGGGAUAGGUUGUUUUUAAAAAAUAGAGACUAUAUUGUUCUUUUCCAGCCGUGAUGUAAGCCAACUCCAUGAGGACUGGGGUGGGGGGAGACACUUGCAUUAAUAAUACUAACGUGAAUAAAACUUUUUGUGGGACUUUUUAA